Messenger RNA from Lactuca virosa, 2491 nucleotides. NCBI's taxonomy places the organism in Eukaryota, Viridiplantae, Streptophyta, Magnoliopsida, Asterales, Asteraceae. The record is from the annotation of a GenBank genome assembly.
GUUCAAGCAUCAAAUUUGGGAGGAAUUUACAGAGAUUAUGCGAAGAAGCUAUCGGCAGCUCCGGCGACCACCUUUGCAGCUCCGGUUAAAACCUUCUAUCUUGACUUUCCACCCUUCAGUUAUGCUUCCGGCGAAGACUCUCUAUUUCCGGUGAACAGGUCCUCCACAGUAGAGAUUUGUCAUGUGUACUAGGGUUUCCAUUAAGAAGCUAUUUGCUCCGUCGUUUCGGAAGUCAUCUGCAACUGAAUUCGGAAGAAAAGAAAUACUGAAGGAAUGGAGACUUGGUAUUACAGUCAUCAAAGAAAUGAAAGAAGAAGGCUAUCCAGUGAAUCCGACAUCAGUGCAGAAGCAAAUCAUGAAUGCACUUCACUUGGGCGAAAGAGAAAGGGCUUCCAGUCUUCUGUCUCAUAUUGGCUACAACAAUCAUCUGUUGAAGCCUAACAAUUUUCUUAAAAUUCUUGAAUAUUGUGCAUCCAUACCUGAUCCACCGUUUGUCUUAGAGAUUUGGAGAACAAUGGAGGAAAAAGGAGUUGACAUCAACAAUGAAUGCCACAUUCUUAUGAUCCAAGCCCUCUGCAAAGGAGGUUACAUAGAGGAGGCAUUCAACUUGAUGAGUAAUUUUGAGGAAAGUCCAGAUCUUUAUCCUUCUCUUAACAAAUAUAACACCAUUCUGGAAGCUUCUGCUAAACUAAAGAGUGCAACUCAUGCCAGUAAAUGUUUGGAUCUAAUGGAUCAUGACAUGGUAGGAAAGAAUGAAACAACAUAUACUGAGCUUCUCAAGCUUGCAGUUUUACAGAAAAAUUUGCCAUAUGUCCAUAACAUUUGGAAGGAGUAUGCCAAAUAUUACAAUUUCAACUUUAUUUCUCUAAGAGAGUUCAUAUGGGCCUUCACAAGGUUGGGAGACGUGGGGUCCGCAUGUGAAGCUUUACGGCAUCUAGUGGAUUUAGUAUUCAGGGGAGGAUUUACUAUCAAGGAAAAUGCUGAGGGUAAAUUGGUCAUUUCAAGAUUAGAUGUACCGAUGCCUUUCUACAGUAAUCUAGAAUGGGACAGAUGUCAGACUGUUAAUAAUAUAACUUCAGUUCCUUCCAUAUAUGAAAAUAAUAAUAAAGACCAUAUAAAGAUUGGUGGGUUUGACUUGAAAGAAGUCAAACAUGUUGGAAGAAAUUCAAAUAUUGGUCUUGUUAUGAGGAUCUUGAGGUUGUCUUUUGCUGAUGUUAUACAAGCUUGUGCACGGGAGAAAAACCAUGAGCUGGCAGAGCAGUUAUUUGUUCAGAUGCAAAAUCUUGGCAUUAAACCAUCAUGUGGUGCAUACGAUGGCCUUAUUAGAGUGCUUCUUCAGGAGAAAGGUUUCCAUGAUGGCAUGAAAGUGGUAAAGUUGAUGCAAGAAAGGAAUAUGAAGCCACUUGAUUCAACUCUUGCAUCAUUAUCAGCAAGAUGCAGUAAAGACUUGGAGUUGAAUUUGGCUGAGUCAUUCUUGAGUGAGAUGGGAAAAUGUACAACUGCUUAUCCUUAUAAUCAGCUGCUUGGAGCAUGUGACACACUGGAUGAACCUGAACGUGGGAUUCAGGUUUUUGGUAAAAUGAAGAAGCUGAAAGUGGCUCCUAAUAUUACAACAUAUGAGUUGCUAUUUUCAUUGUUUGGAAAUGUGAAUGCUCCUUAUGAAGAUGGAAAUAAAGAGUCACGAGCAGAAGCUGCUAAAAGAAUAAAUGCUAUAGAGAAUGAUAUGAUCAGAAAUGGCAUUCAACAUAGUUAUGUAUCCCUAAGGAACUUGCUGAAAGCACUUGGAUCAGAAGGGAUGAUAAGUGAGAUUGAACAUUACUUGCAUGUGGCAGAAAACCAAUUAACUACUCCAGGAGCUCCAAUUUACAACAUAGUCUUGCAUUCACUUGUUGAGGCUAAAGAGGGUCAGAAGGCAAUAAAUGAAUUCAAAACAUUGAUGUCACAUGGGUAUCAUCCAAAUGAUGUGACUUAUAAUAUCAUGAUUGACUGCUGCACUAUUACGGGCUCUUUAAAAUCUGCUCAGGCUUUUAUUGCCAUGAUGUAUCAUCAUGGCUAUCCACCACAAACACAAACUUAUACAUCUCUUAUAAAGCUUGUGUUGGAAUUGGGUGAUUUUGAUGAAGCAUUGGUUCUUCUUAAUCAAGCCUGUUCAGAAGGAAUUGAACUUGAUGCUCUGUUGUUCAACACCAUUCUCAGAGUAGCAAAUUGGAAGGAUAGAAUAGACAUAGUCGAGUAUGUAAUGGAUCGUAUGCACCAAGAGCGGGUCCCACCGGACCCCGACACCUGUGCUCAUGUCUUCUCAGCAUAUGUAAACCAAGAUUCAGAAGCCGAUUUAAGAGCUUUAAACCUCUUCAAAGAUUCCAAUGAAAUUCAUGCGGUUGCCCUUUUCAACCUCAGAUGGUGUGCCAUGGCUGGGAACCAGAUCUCCUGGUUGACCGGUCAAAGCCACUGGGUCCAGCAGCUCGCGGCUACAAACCGAUCUUCUACAUGA